This is a messenger RNA of Thunnus maccoyii (southern bluefin tuna), 1226 nucleotides long. RefSeq names its product lymphocyte antigen 75-like. Bases 32 to 1030 code for a protein of 332 amino acids. The transcript is spliced from 5 exons. NCBI's taxonomy places the organism in Eukaryota, Metazoa, Chordata, Actinopteri, Scombriformes, Scombridae. The record is from RefSeq and is a predicted model, not a curated record.
CAUCGACACACAGAGACCUCAGAGCAGCAUCAUGAUGGAAAGGAUCUUGCUGGGUGUCCUGUAUCUCUCAGGCUGGUCCAUCUUCUCCACAUGUCGUCUCCAUCAGUACCACUUUGUUGCUCAACGCAUGAAGUGGACUGAAGCUCAGACCUACUGCAGAGAGACAUACACAGACCUGGUCACCAUUGAAAACACUGAAGACAUGAACCAACUCAUCAACACAGCUUCAUCUGCUGGUUACAACAGUCAGGUCUGGAUUGGCCUGUACAGAGUCAUUGAUUGGAAGUGGUCAGAUGGGUACAGAGGGAGUGGAGCUGAAUAUAGGGACUGGAGAUCAGGUUAUCCAUACUUAUCGAUUAAUGUUCACUGUGUACUCACUGGACGUGGUCACGUAUGGUGGGAUUAUUAUUGUGAAAGAGAUUAUAAAUUCGUCUGUUAUAAUGGAACACAGCUGGAUCCUGAAUUUUUUUUUGUGAAUCAACCAAUGAACUGGUCCAAUGCUCAGAGGUACUGCAGGGAGAACUUCAUAGACCUGGCCACUGUGAGGAACAACACUGAGAGCCGGGAGGUCAAGAAUUUGGUGCCUUGGGCAGACUAUGCAUGGAUCGGCCUGUACAGAGAUGCUGACUCCUUCCUUUAUAACUGGUCUGAUGGCAGUCCCUACUCACUCACCACAUGGGGUGAUAAACAUUCAGUUUCAGGAUCACUCAGAUCAAUGAUGUGUGGUGUGCAGGAAUCAAACCAAUGGACAUUCAAGUCCUGUGAAGAGAGGUUUCCAUUUGUCUGCUACAGCAUCCCUGUACCAGUAAAGAGGUGGGUAGUUAAGCUGAGGAUGAAGGUGCAGGACUCCUCUGUGGAUCUCAAUGACCCUGCUGUGAAAGCAAACAUCCUGAAAAAGUUCCAGGACAGACUGAAGGAGCAAGGAGUGAGUGGAGUCACCCUGAAGUGGAGAGAACAGCAUGAUGGGAAAGUCUUCCACAAGGAGGGAAAAGAAGAGAAGAAGAAAAAAAGAAAGAAGACUGAGCUCUGAAAUGAAAACCCAGCUUUACUUAUCUGUAAUCCAUGUUGAAUGUUGAUUCUCUAUCUGCUAACAAUACACUAUCAUCAGCUUAACCGUAACCUUGACUACAUCCUGUAUAGAAGAGUUUUAUCCUUCCUCAUCAAUAUUACUGUGUGAAGUGUUUCAAUCAAAGUCACUUUUCUUCCAAAUAAAACAUAUGAGAUGA